AUGAUGCAGUUGUCAAUGACUCACUAUAAAGAUGGAUUUACCACCUUAGAAGAGGGCCGUUCAUCGGAGCGGAGUAAACCGGAGAUCAUAGAGACAAAAGCGACGCAUUUUUUCAAUAUAAAACGAUUAGCCAAUCUCAUUGUUCAUACUGACUUGCUAGACACUAGUGCAACGUAUGAGAAAUUUUUUAUUGGCAUCAAUGGAGAAAUAUCGAUAGUUGAUGAAACAACUUCAACGACUCCUUACCCGCGACCUAACACCUUGAAAUUUGUCACUCCUUCUGGUGGACGACCACUCGAGCUUCUAAUAUCAGAGUACACGCUAAAUACGCUUCUACUCAAAGCCCAUAACAUUGACGCAGUCGUCUUCCGGAUUGGAUCAAGCUCACCAUCUUUCGGCAAGCUACUGCGAACGACCUGUUCAGUAGACGAGGUUUGUCUUUCAGACAUUGUUUCCGAGCCAGGUGAAAAAUAUCCAAAUUCCCAGUUGGAGAUCAUACUACGCUCUACGCAACCACCCACCGUCCAGCUUUCGAGAGGAAUUGCAACGCUUCGACUUGAAGGAAGAGCAUUGUUUUACAUAGAAGGAACGACAAAAAAGAUAGGCGUAAUUCCAUUCGAAACGACAGCAAUAUUUAAAGUUACAACAGCUAACGGCAGAGUUGUCGGAAAUUUCAUUAUACCAUCGUUAGUUUUUAAAAAGGAACUGGAUUUCUUCGGUCUUAGUAGCGAGUCCCUUGACGGUCUUCGGACCGCUACAAAAGGCGCAUUAACUAAGUUAAUAAAUUCAAAACUGUCAGACGGCAUCAACUUAAAAACUCAACCAAACUCACGCAUCAUCAACCCAGCACUAUUUAUAAUGAAUGAUGCCGUGCUAAUACAAGCUGAUGUCAAUGUUGAAAACGAGUUCUACAAAUUCUCUGAAACUAAUUUUGUGCGAUAUUCAGCAGCUGCUAAAGCGUAA
Molecule: messenger RNA, 963 nt
Organism: Enterobius vermicularis (human pinworm)
Lineage: Eukaryota; Metazoa; Nematoda; Chromadorea; Rhabditida; Oxyuridae
Source: the annotation of a GenBank genome assembly